CAGGCCCGCCGGGGGCGGGGCCUGCGGGGCCGGGGGCGGGGCCGGGCGCUGUUGGCGGAAGGGCAGCGCGGAGUCAUGCCGGGCCCCAGCGGCUUCCGCCCGGUGCUGGCGGCGGCGGUACGGCGGCUUGGCGGGGCCAUGCCCGGGAAGAGCCGAGGAGCCGCGAAGGAGCCCGCGGGGCCGGUGCUGGCCGCGGGGCCGGUGGUGGCGGCCGAGGGCGGCGUGAGGGUGACGGUUCGCGCCAAGCCCGGCGCGCGCUGCAGCGCCGUCACAGAUGUGACAGCUGAGGCAGUAGGUGUAGCUAUUGCUGCACCGCCGUCAGAAGGGGAGGCAAAUGCAGAGCUGUGCCGUUACCUCUCUAAGGUGCUAGAAGUGAAGAAGAGUGAAGUUAUUUUAGAAAAGGGUGGUAAAUCCCGUGAUAAAGUGGUGAAGAUUUUGGUAUCGGUGACACCAGAUGAGAUAUUAGAAAAACUGAAAAAAGAAGCUUCCACUUGACCUAAAACAAGAGCAGCAAAUGGAACAAUGUAAUGCGUCUUGGUAAAUGGACGGAUGGUUUUUCUUAUGUAAAUCUAGUCCUUUUGAGAAUUUGGAUAAUGACUAGGAGAAGAUACUCUCCUCUGUCGUUCCCCCUCCAGCCCGCCCCCCUUGUCAAUAUAGCUGCUGUAUAGUUGAAGCAUUUGUGUGUAUGUUUGCUUAGAAAAACUUUACUGAGGCUCUGUAUUGGCUUCUGUUAUUGCCACAGGCUUUUUCCCCUCUGGAGAGUUUCCUGUCAGUAAGAUUUGUCAUCUUUCAUGGUCUCUAAAAAGUUGUUUAGGAAAAAUGUUUCUGAAUGCAACAAACUUUGGUUCACCAAGCAAAAGGCUUGGAGUGAUAGGCUUCAAAGGCAUUGGGACAAUGUGAAAAGAAAUGUGGUGCAAAGUGAUAAAUCAAUCUGGACAGUGAAGACCUAGAAGAGUAUUCUCUUUGAUAUCUAGUGGCGGGUAUAGGGUGCAGUUCUACACUACGUUCACAUUUGUACAUCUAAUACAAAUGUAUCUGAAGCCAAUAUACUCUUCUUGAUCGUCACGCAGGCAAGCUAAAAACAGAAUCAACAAAAUAACUGAAGCAAAACCUGAAGUUUGUAGCGCUGACCCCAAACCCAGUAAUUGCAUUCCUAGUGUCGCUUUGUGAUAGCCUGCAAUUGGUUACCUGAAAAUCAGAGAUACAAUGAUUGAAGCUUUGCCAAAUGUAUGUCAAGUGUAAUGACUGUUUUUAAUAAAAAGGGUAAAAAAUAUUA
This is a messenger RNA of Oxyura jamaicensis (ruddy duck), 1276 nucleotides long. It is a transcript of the gene C10H15orf40, whose product is annotated as chromosome 10 C15orf40 homolog. The record is from RefSeq and is a predicted model, not a curated record. Gene Ontology annotation, cellular component: cytoplasm. Bases 76 to 495 code for a protein of 139 amino acids. The transcript is spliced from 4 exons. NCBI's taxonomy places the organism in Eukaryota, Metazoa, Chordata, Aves, Anseriformes, Anatidae.